Messenger RNA from Apus apus (common swift), 699 nucleotides. RefSeq names its product liver enriched antimicrobial peptide 2 (gene LEAP2). The record is from RefSeq and is a predicted model, not a curated record. Bases 30 to 368 code for a protein of 112 amino acids. NCBI's taxonomy places the organism in Eukaryota, Metazoa, Chordata, Aves, Apodiformes, Apodidae. The transcript is spliced from 3 exons. Gene Ontology annotation, biological process: defense response to bacterium; antimicrobial humoral immune response mediated by antimicrobial peptide.
UGACCGACAGCUGAUGCAAUGAUAAGAGAAUGAAGUCUAUAAAAAUCCCACUGAAGCUUGGGAAGGUCUAUUUGGAGCUCCUCCUGCCUCCUCCACCCAAGGCUGGUCCUGCAGCCCCAGUGGCAGCUCAGCCUCUGAAGAUGCACUGCUGGAAAACCAUGGCCAUCUUCUUGCUCUGCUCACUGCUGCUCAGCCAGACACACUGUGCUUCCCUGCACCAAGCUCAGCUGACCAGACAGAGGAGGAUGACACCCUUCUGGAGAGGAGUUUCCCUGAGACCCGUCGGAGCCUCCUGCAGGGAUAACAGCGAGUGCAUCACGAUGCUCUGCAGGAAGAACCGCUGCUUCCUCAGAACAGCCUCGGAGUGACUGGCCAGGAUGAAGACCACCCCUCACUGUUACUGCUGACACUGCUCCACUCUGCCUGGGAAAUAUUUAUUCACCGCUGAAAGCCAGGACUGGGAAUCCAGCAAUCGAUGUAGCUAACAUUUCUCUCACACAAACUGAGAAAAGGAUGUGAAAGAGCCUAAGAGCAUCUUCUAACCUAGGCUGUACCUCUGCAGCACACCCUUCAGGAAGACUCUUUGCCCAACCUCAAUAAAAGGACCCUGCAGCUCAUGUUCGUUUUGGUUUUUCACAAUGGUUCAUAUAAUAAUAUUAUUUUUUUGAGGUCUGAAUUAAAACCUUCUACUCAGCAAAA